Molecule: messenger RNA, 897 nt
Organism: Morchella importuna
Lineage: Eukaryota; Fungi; Ascomycota; Pezizomycetes; Pezizales; Morchellaceae
Exons: 3
Coding region: 1-897 (298 amino acids)
Source: RefSeq, a predicted model, not a curated record
AUGUCCACCCGCCCGCCCGCCCCCCCAAACCCAAACCCGGCACUCGCUCCCCCGCCACUCCUCCGCCGCCGCCGCCGAUCACCAUCGCCGGCGGCCCCAUCAUCCACUGGCACUAUUCCUCCUCCUCCUCCGGCCCUAAACACAUGCACCACCACCAGCAGCAGACUCGACACAUACAACAUCCCACCGCAAUUCCUCUACGGCGGUGGCAGCAGCAGCAGCAGCAGCACAAGAUCGCCUGACGGCGUCCUGGCAAGCAACUACUCGCUGAAAUCCGAGCUGGAGAAGAUCCGCCUGGAGGACCACUACUUUUUACGCCCCUCCUCCACCGCCGCCGCGGAUGCAGACGCAACGCUGGAGCCCGACGAGUACCCAGACCCGGAGAACAUCAAUCUGAGCUCGCUCAUGUCGCGGAUGCGGCAGAUCCGCAGCAGCGGGCAGAUCCAGUACCGCAUCCCCAAGAAGCGGCGGCGCGCGGACGAGCCCAAGCCGAGGGCGGAGGGGGAGCUGGAGGAUGACGAGCUCGAGACCGUCACCAUACAGCGUCAGAAGAGGGUCAAGAAGAAUCCGAGGGGCCCAAGGGGAGAGAAGGAGAAGGAGAGGGGCAAGGAGAAGGAGAAGGAGAGGGGCAAGGAGAAGGAGAGGGAGAGGGAGAGGGAGAGGGAGGAGGAGGGUCAGGGAGUGGAGGAAGAGGGAGAGGGGGGGGUUGUUGAGGCCAGCGUGUCAUCCACCCAUGGUGCUGGAGACGAUACUGGAGUGCCAUCCGCCCAUGGCUGCCCUUCCUUUAACCAGAGUGCCGGGUUCUUUGCUAUAGGUAGUGGAGAUUACUCUAUUUGUCCCACAGUUUUGGUUUUCGGUUUUUUCUGCUAUUUCGAUUUGGCUUUUAUUUUUUUUUAA